Messenger RNA from Salarias fasciatus (jewelled blenny), 897 nucleotides. Its product is annotated as myosin light chain 4. The coding region runs from base 80 to 688 and encodes 202 amino acids. Lineage: Eukaryota; Metazoa; Chordata; Actinopteri; Blenniiformes; Blenniidae. Gene Ontology annotation, molecular function: calcium ion binding. The record is from RefSeq and is a predicted model, not a curated record. Gene Ontology annotation, cellular component: myosin II complex. The transcript has a single exon.
GGGAAUCCACAACCCAGUCUGUUCAGACUCCUGCUUGUCUCUCAGCCAGCAAGAGCCCACCUCUCAGUCCCUUUACACAAUGGCACCGAAGAAGGUUGAACCAAAGAAGCCCGAGCCCAAAAAGCCGGAGCCCAAGAAGGACGCAGCUCCCGCCGCCAAGCCUGCUCCCACCCCCGAGCCUCAGCCGGAGAAACCCAAGGAGCCCGACUUUGACCCCAAGAGCAUCACUCUCGAGUACACCCCCGACCAGAUCGAGGAGUUCAAGGAGGCCUUCACCUUGUUUGACCGCACGCCGACCGGAGAGAUGAAGAUCACAUAUGGUCAGUGCGGGGACGUGAUGCGAGCUCUGGGCCAGAACCCGACGAACGCAGAUGUGCUGAAGGUGCUUGGGAAGCCGAAGCCGGAGGACAUGAGCACGAAAAUGGUAGACUUUGAGACCUUCUUGCCCAUGCUGCAACACAUCUCCCGUGCGAAAGAUCAGGGGAACUUCGAGGACUUUGUGGAGGGUCUCAGGGUUUUUGACAAGGAGGGCAACGGCACCAUCAUGGGAGCGGAGCUGCGUCACGUGCUGGCGACGCUGGGAGAGAGGAUGACGGAGGACGAGGUGGACAGACUGAUGGCCGGACAGGAGGACGCCAAUGGAUGUAUCAAUUAUGCCUCCUUUGUAAAGCACAUUCUCUCUGGGUAAAGAAGACUAUUUAACCAGAAAGACUUCAUUUUAUUGUUUCCCCAAUUUCUGAACCCUUGCCUGUGAAGAGGUGGGCUUGUCAUUUAAUCAGUGGCAUUAUUUUUGUGCUGUCAAAAGCAGAAGUUGGUAUUUAAUGGAAACAAAAAAAAAACUUUGAUUAGCUCUUUUUAAUAAACACUCUAAAAUAUAAUGAAAUGUCAGAGAGACAA